This is a messenger RNA of Caenorhabditis auriculariae, 15557 nucleotides long. Lineage: Eukaryota; Metazoa; Nematoda; Chromadorea; Rhabditida; Rhabditidae. The record is from the annotation of a GenBank genome assembly.
AUGGCGACGCGAGAGGAAGGGAGGCGUCUUUAUCGCCGGCCGAGGAGACCCGCCAAGAAGUCGGUCGGCAAACAGUUUCGUUCGAGGAGACCGCCGCUCGACUCUUCAUCCUUGAGUGCUACAUUGCCGUCCGACACCUCGUUCAUUCGACCAUUUUUCUCCUCUUUUCUCAAAGUUUUCAAGGUUUUAUAUAUAUUUUUUUCCUUGAAAUCGUUAUCAUUUUUAUUUAUCAAAGUUGGUUUUUAUUUUCUUUGAACAUUUUCAAUGUGAUGGAACAGCGUUUUUAAAUUUUUGUAGUUAAAACGAAUCAAAUUGAACUUUAUUGGCGCGGUCAUCUUGUGAAGUUGAGAUUAUAAUAGCUUCGAAGCUGUAUUUCUUCUUCAAAUUGUUUUUAACGUGUUGAGUCAUUUGUCAGGCUCAUCACUUGUCUUCAUAGACCUAACCACGGCAGUCGAUCUCGCGGAGACGUCGCAAAGCUCUUGAAACCUUAGUUAUUCACGGAUGCGAAAACCAUUCUAGUGGCGCCGUUGUAGACGACCACCACCACCACAUAUCCGAAAUGUGCGAUCGAUCGCGUCGGCGACGCGUCGGCCAUCUCACUCAUUUGGGUGGGUGGUUGGCUUACGAUUUGCACACGAGUGGUAGAGGGCAACCUCCGACCGACCCACCGGACGCGGCCGUUUGGCCCUCCGCAAAUGAAAUCGUCCCCCGUCUGCUGUUGUCUGUCUCAGGCUGCGUGUCGCCGCUAGUUGUGUCGAUACGUUCGAUAAGACCGACUCGACAUCGUCGGUAGGGACGACGACGACGCUGUCGUCUUUCACGCCACCUCCGAAGGACCACUCAUGGUCUCCUACCUUGCUAGUUUCGCUUCCUGCGUUUUUGUGGUUCUCAUUAGACUUUAUUGUGCUCAGCGUCGUUGAUUCAGUCCGCAGUGAAGAAAACCAAAAUCAAGUAACGCAAGGAAGGUUAUUUCAACUGAAUCUUCAAGUCCUAUCUGCAGUUAUUCCACUAAUGUAGUCUUUAUUUUAUCAAUAAUAUAUAAAUCCUAGAAAACCAGCAUUUAAAAAUUGUGAAUGGACGCCUGGAAACUCGUUUUAUUGAACUUUGUACGAGAAACCAGAAGUUUCAGACGUCUUUUGAAAAAAAAUCUUGACUAAAACUAGAAAUCUCGCUCACAAAAAUUCAGAUCAGAUCUUGAUUAAAACUAGAAACUUCGCUCACAAAAAACUUUUGUAAAACAGCGCUCAACAGCUUUUCUUUGUGGUUUUCCUCUUAUCUUAAUCAUAAUCGAAGGUUUUUCUUUUGUUGUGCUGUUCAGUCCUUAUCUCCUCGAAAAAUAGUAAUUAGGGCUUUGAAACGAUCCAAAGGUCACCAACAUUAUUGCUUCUAUAGUCUUUUUUCUGAUUCCUGAAUGAGUUUUGUUCUGAGGAAUCUUAUGGAAAACACCGAAGUUUUCUCUUAGGUAAUAUUUUAAAGGAAUUAAUGAAAAUAAAUUCCACUUUUGAUACUUUAUUCUAUUUUAUGAAAAUUUUUUCGUAACAGUUUCUGGUCCAGUUUCUCUUCUUCUUCCUUUUUACUGGAUCACAUAAACGUGGCAAAUAACAAAAUGGAUUUCGGUUGAUUGAGGACGGCUGCGCACGCACCUGUCUUCUUGUACAUUUACCCGCUCAUCGUCCUUGCCCGAGUCAAUUUAUAAUGCCUCUAUGAGCCUUUUGUCGUUCAUCUUGACUUUGAAACAUGGGUCGUUCUCCGGUUCCUAUUUUCGAUUUGCCUUGAUAUUAGCGAAUUUGAGCUUUUUAAUGAAAUUUUACAGAUCUCAUGCUUACUUUUUCCAGCUCACUUUCUGAUCUUUGAAAAAUACGUUGGAAUGUUUUUUUUCGCAAAAGAAAAAAUAAAAACUUUUAUGACAUUUUGAUUAUCGUCGAAGGUUUUGUGUUUUCAAACAUUUUCACUUUGAACAGUGUGUUUGAUUGUUUUUAUCGUUCCAGAGCGAUUUCUCAUUCUUUUUGUAGCAUUUUUAUAAGUUUUUAUUUUUUUGAAUUUUUUCAUGGAUUUUCUAUAGUUUAUAUUUUUUUAAGAUUUCUGUCUAUUUUUCUAUCCAACACUCAAGAACUCGCGUCGUUAUUUUCGCUUCAAAAUCUGACAAAUUAAAUUUUCAUUACAGCUGAUGAUAAGAACUCCGUGAAGGGAGGAAAUGUGUGAUCCGAACACGCUGAUGCGGAUGUUCGCCGCUGCUGCGGCACAGCAACAGCUGGAGCAGCAGCGACCACCCGUCGCGCCCGCCGUCGCUCCGACGUCUUCAGCGACGGCAAAUGCCAUGGCCACGGCGCAGUUCAACGCGUUGGCUGCAGCGGCGACCGCGGCAACUCGGGGCCCGCAGGCGAAUGGAGGAGUCACUCCGGAGAUGAUGCUCUGGCAGUCCAUGCUGCAGGUCCUUUUUUAACCUCUAUAAGAAAAAAGACCGAUAUAUUUUAAAUAAUUUUUUGUCAACGGAUGUUGUGGCAAAAAACAAUCUUUAGUCUAUUCUAUUUCCUUAUAUAUUUUGGUUCAUGAAAGGUCUAUUACAUGACUUUCCUUUUUCUUCGUGUUUUUAAUCAUUAAUCAUACAUCUUUUUUUGAUAUGGGAAAAUUCGAAAAGAGGAGUUGAUCAAGAAAAAAAUAAUAAAUCGGAAAAAGUCGCUGGUUUUUUUAUUUCAUACCACCAAUUCUUUAUUUUUUUCUUUGUGUACCUGUUCUUCUUUUCGUUUCAAGAUGUUUCUGGUUUUUACUACAACGCUGAUGCUAAAGAAAAAUUCCUUUUUUUUAAUUUUUAAAUCAAUAAUACUUCGAAGAAAUUAUAAAGCCCAGAAAAAUUCGUUUCAUAGAUAUUUCAAAAAAAUGCAAGGCUGAUUUCCAGGCCCAGCUCUUCCAGCAGUUGCAACAACAGCAACAGCAGCAGAUUCAACAGCGGCAAUUGCAAGAACAACAGCAACAACCGUCUUUCGACGACGUUCUACGGAAACUGAGCGAGCAAGCAAAAAACGGCACGAACGGUCACGUCAGGAUCGAUCCGAAAGCGGUGGCGACGCCAAAAAAGAAGCCGCAGCUGACCAAUGAGGCACAACUGGCGGCGAUACGCGUCGCUGCAGCCGCUGCUGCCUCCAACAACGGGCUGGAACCCGGGGAAGUCAGAAAGCCCAAGGAAAGGUGAGUCUGAAUCGAGAAAGGAUCAGGUAAGCCAUGUGUUGUCUUUACAGUGUCAAGCCAGCGGGAAAGACGAAUCCAGUGGCGCCGAACAAUGCGGUAAUGAGAUCGAUGCUCGACGCGGCCAUGUGGCAACUCCUAGCCGCCCAAGUCGUCCAGAAUGGUGUCCCGCCAGUCGUGGCUAAAAAACAGCCACCAGCUACUCCGACUAGAGCUAAUGGGUGUGUGGACACUCUCCUACAAAAUACGUGAAGUAAAUUACGGACAUAAAGUUACUUAUAGCCCAUUCCGCGCCAUCUUGUCUUUUUUUUUCUUUCCGGCAAACCGUGUACCAAAUUAAAUAGGAAUUAAGCAUCUUCGCUCUAAGAACUCUGUUUUUUGGUGUCCAAUAACUUAAUCACUUAAAUUGCGCAUUUUUUUGCGAUUGGAUGAUUCAAUUUCUAGAUAAAAAUUACUUUGAAAUUAAUCGUCUUUUUUAAUUUAUUCGGCAAUUUUGUUCUAAUCACUUCCUUUUUUGAAAUUCACUUAGGGUAAACGUCUUUUGCCUCGAAAUUUUUCAAAGAUAACAGAGAUAACAUAAAAAAAAUUGUAUCCGGAAUAUCUCAAAAUGCACUUGUAGAUCGACGAGAGCUAAAAAAUCGCUGCCAGCAGAACUUUCUGUCUCCACGACGCCUCUCGAAGGAUCUUCACGGGGUGGAAGCGUUACUCCGUCGGAAAAUGGACAUGAAGGCGUCGGGGCUGGCGGAGGAAGAAAUAAAAGACCGCCAGCGACAGAAGAACAAGCUCGUGUCGCUCUGGAGAAGGGGUUUGUUUCAAAUUUCAAACAUGAAAUGUGUUCUGAGAAGAUCAAUUGCAUAACAUAAUCAAAUAAAACAGAUUUCAUAUUUUUUUGAUAGCUUAAAGUACUUUUUUUUGUUUUCAUGUCGUAAUCACACAAUCUACGAUGUGAUAGUUUGUAUGGUAAAAUAAUUUCAAUUCGAGUUUUUUUUUUCCGAGCGAGAAAGUGAAUUGAACGCAUUUUUCUCAAGGUGGCGACGACAGACGUUUGUCCGGGUUAUAACGGCUUCAGGGAUCCGUGGCGACGUCUUCUAUUUUGCACCGUGUGGAAAGAAGCUCAACACAUAUGCGGAAGUUAUGCGGGUGAGUUGCUGAUUUCCACGAACUCAAUGAGUAUCUAUGAGCUUUCAAACUUCAUAACAUUUGCAGUAUCUGCUGAAAAACAACAUUCGUGACGUCACCAGAGACAACUUCUCGUUCAGUGGGAAGCUGGUUGUUGGCGAGUUCAUAGUCAAAAAAUCGAAAGACGACGGGGAUGAGCCUGAGAAAGUUGGAUUCUGAAAUGAAAAUAUGAACCGUUUAUGGAGUAAUUCAGGACUUUGUGCAAAUGACGGAGGAGGAAAUUCACGAAGAACUCGCGAAAUUCGUCAGCCAAAAGGUGCAGAAAGCCGCACAGCCGUCGCCCUCAGACUCGUCGACAGCGCCGGAAAAGGCGGAGACGUCGCGGAAGUCGCCGUCGCCUCCACCGACCGUCGUCGAGGAGAUUCUGGAGAACCUCAACGACGACAUGGAAGACGUCGGGCCCAGCACGAGCGGCCAUGAAGAGGAGGAGACCCGCAGCAACAGAGUGAUGACCAGAGAGCCGAUGGACGACUUGCUGGUCGCCGAGUUUAGGGUGAAUAAUAAUAAGGUGUUCUUAGAAGUUUCCAUUUCUUCCAGCCUCUCCCCGAACUGUCGCGAAUCGGCAACCAAUGCCUAGACUCCAAUGGCUUUGCCGACGCUCUGAUGGUCCACGAAUUUGUACAGAACUUUGCUCAUGUGUUGAAUAUCGGUUAUUCAUCAAUUAAAAAAAAAACGUGAAACUCUGUUCUUUUUUAGAUCUCGGAAAGGUUCCAAAAAUCGAGCAACUUUGCGCUGGUCUGGUUGGAGACGAAAGACAUCUGAGCUCCGUCCUUGAGCUCACUCGCAUCAUUUUUCGGCUCACAUUGGAGUUUCCUGGCUUGCCCAAUGGAAAACGGUAUUUUUUUCAAUUAUGAAAGAAUCAAAUUUUUAGAACUACGUUUCAAAUUGGAAUGAAAAUGAGACCAUGAUCUUUUCUUUUGUUUUACAGCGGGAAAACGGCGUUUGGGCAAGGCGUUGGUGAAAUCGGUUUGAACCGCAGCAAUUUCAGCGAAUUGAUGCGAAUCUUCCUGGCCAGCCGUGACUCUCAAGGCAAAACGGUUCGUUUGGCUUUUGUGAGACAAUUGAAGUUCAAGGAAUAAUUUCAGCUCUCACUCUUGCUCGACGAGUCGUCGUUUGAGUCACUUGGAGGCACGGAAAAAGCUUCUAUUCUCGCAUAUUUGUGCAACGAACUGCUGUGUUGCCAGAAUAUUGUCAAGGAAAUCGACGGAAAUCUUGAGGAGAUUUCGAGAUUGAAAGGAGAAAAGUGGAUGCGCGAGGGAAAGGUACCGUCUUAAACGUUUUCAGAAGCAAAUCAUUGAGAAUUGAUUGUUAGAAAAAAUUGUAGAAUUUCAAAUUUUCAGGCUCGCACCUUGAGAGCAGUGCAGAAGAAAAAGAGGAAGCUGACGGCAAAAGAAGAAGACGAAGAAAAGCAAAACUACGGCGGUGGUGCUAGCGACAGUGACAAUUCGAGGCCUUCGAGUCCAGCCAAUCAGAAAAAGUUCACUCCUGGCCUAGGUCAAUGCGAAGUUUUGACUCAACAGGUUUGUCAAAAGCCUAGAAUAUUACGAAAAGCUUCUUUUGUCCAGGAAGAAGACCUGACAAUCGAAGAAAUGGAGAGCCUGAUCUCGGAACUCGGCGUGGAGGCCAACCAGCUCCGAGGCAAGAUCCAUGACGUUUCUGUUCGCGUUCGCUCGUUUCCCUUUGGUUGGGACCGAUACCAUAGGCAUGAACAGAAUUUGAGCCAUUCUGAUGAACUGAAUCUUUCCAGGCAGUACUGGCUCUUGGCUCACACUGACAUGGUGAUGGUGGAGUCGAUCGAAAGUGCAGGACCCCACAAUCCGGCGUGCAACGCCCCGGAAAUCUGUGCCAAGGAUCCACUGAGUUUCUCAGGUUUUCCUCGAGCUUUCAGAACUUUUCUGAGGAUAGUGAUUAAGCUGGUGAUGAUUUUAUCGAUCCGGAUGUGAUUGGAUGCGUGGAGGACCUGGUCGACGAGGUCAUUUUGACUCGAGCCAAUGCGGACAAGAAGACGAGACGACGGUACAGAAGGAUCGACAACGCGUUCAAGAGAGGAUGGUGGUCGAUCAGCAGCAUGUAAGGGACUUUUCUUAUUCAACGCGAGGGAGAAUCGACUCAAAAACAACUAAUUUAGAAAAUUUGCACCCGAUUCUUUCAGGAACUGCUCCUUUUUUACAUGAUGAUGAAAGGUUUCGAUGUAAUUCUUUGGAUUUCAGGGAAGCCUUGGAGCACUUGAAAACUUCGUUACACGGACGGGGUAUUCGCGAAAGAUGCCUUCAUCGGCUUCUCUGCAAAAAUUGGUUUUUGAGUGACCUGAAGUUUGGAACAAGUUUGAAAAAUGAAAUGUUUCUCAAUAUUUUUUUUCAAUUUACAGUGAGCUUGGAGCCUGUCACGUCGACUGCAACGCGAGACGUUAUUGAUAAACGGGAUCGGUCUAGAAUCGCGAAAAUGGUUGAGAGACUGCGUCGUCGGAUCGUGCAUUCGAGCGUCGCGCGACCUGCGAAUUCGAUCGCAGCGACGAUAUCGGCGACGUCGCGAUCUGAAGGCUUCGGUCCGCCGCCGACCACCACCACCACGGAAGACGUCGAUUGGGCUUUCGAAGACGUCCAAGACGCUGAAGACGUUGCUGACGACGAGCUGCGGUCAAGGAUCUUGCAGACAGAGAUGAUGGUCGAGCCGCGGUUCUUCAGAUUCGCGUUUAGAGAUUGGUAAGUCACGGCGCACCCUUUUGGAAUGGAUGAUGGAAAAAAAAAUUAAAGAAAGAAAAAAUGAUUAGGUUGUUCAUUUUCUUCUAUGAGUGGCUGUAGCGAAGUAGUUCUUCUUCUUCCAAGCAAUAGAAUAUUUUUUCAGCACGACUGUGAAAGUCGAAGGAAGUGCGGAACCUCAACCGGUGGAGUGCAAAAUUGACGACUGUGCUAGCGAAAAGUCGUUGGUUAUUGACGAAGAAACGAUGGAAGUUGAUGAAAAACCGACGUCUGCUUCGUUUUGUGGUUAUGCUGUGCCUCUUUCUCAAAAGUGGAAGGAUUUCGUCACACAUGAAGCAAGAACCAAUGCUCAGCUCGUGACGGCUCUUCAGGUACAAUCAAAAGAGAGUAACCGGAGAGAAUGAGCUAUUUUGAAGAUGCUGGAGUCGUCGAUCGCUUGGGAGCGGUCUUCCAGAGAGGCCCUUUGUCAGAUUUGCAAGUCACCCGAUGGCGAUGAAAUGCUCCUCUGCGAUGGCUGCGAAACUGGAUUCCAUAUGGAGUGCUUCAAGGUAUCGCAAACUUGACAUGAAUAACUAUUUUUGUAAAAUUCAUAUCAGCAUAUCAAGAUAAUAUCAAGAUUUUCAUUCAAUUUAUUCGAAAUUAAAAAAAACAUUUUUCUUAUCUGAUUUUUAAGUUUUCAUUCCGAUAACUAUAUCAUUCAUGGUAGUCCUUUUGGAUUGGCUUGCUUCGCCUCAAGAGUGCAAAAAAAAAACAAUCUGGCAACUUGGAGCGAAAUUUUACGGCAUAUUUUCCAGCCGCCGAUGACGGCAGUGCCAGAAGGCGAUUGGUUUUGUUCAUUGUGCCUCGAAGAACGGACCGGCCACAAGUUCUGUGUCCUUUGCUCCAACGAUGCUCCGCCGUUGACGUCCUGCCAACAUUGCUUUAACUCGUUCCAUUUGGAUUGCACUGAAGAUCAGUUGGAUGGACCCCAAUAUGUCUGCACACAUUGUCUUGAUGUUAAGGUCAGCUUUUAAUUAUCUUUUCCCGAAAGGCUCAUCGAAAUCAUUAAAUUUCAAUUUUUAGACUCAAAACUUUGAGCGGAAAGUGAUCAUCCGCGGAGAGAGUGAAGAAAGAAUGGAUCCUGAAGAGAAUGGCGAUUUGGAUGGCAAGUUGGGCAAUGAUAAGAGAGCCGUGAAACGUAAGGCCGGAGAAUCGGCGCCUUUGGUCCUGCCCAUUGAGAUGAACGUCGAACUUUGCCGGUUUGUUUUGAAAAGAGGAAAAAAAAUUCGCUCCCUAAUUAACAAAAAAUUCUUUCGAUAGAAGCAUCAGGACUUCAGAAGUUUCUCUAGGAAAAAUUUCGAAAUUUUAGAGAAAACUCGAGGUUUUUUUUCAGAACGAUGCUUGACGAAAUUGAGCAACAGCCGGACUCUGCUCCUUUCAUGGAACCCGUCAAUUUCAAAGCGGUCCCCAGCUACCGAGAAGUCAUAUCGAAUCCGAUUGAUCUAAGUACGAUUCGCGACCGCGUCGACGCUAGAUUGUAAGCUUCAAACCAUGAUGGAUUCAAUUGAAAAAUCGGCUCUUUCUAGUUAUGACUUACCUGAAGACUUCGCCGCGGACAUGGAGCUUCUCUUUAGGAAUUGCAAGACAUUCAAUGAAGAUGAUUCACCGGUUGGAUUAGCUGGUUAGUUUUUAAAAUUAUUCGAGAAGCACGGAAAAUUUCCGCAUCAAUAGGCGAGUUAUGAAAUAUGAAGAGGUUCGAAAAAAUUCUGUAAUUGUCAAUAAAAUGUUUCCCCUGGUUAACGCAAACUGGCAGUGUCUCGGAGAUUUCUGAGAUUGGUGGUUCCAAACUACAGCUCGAAAUGGGCGGCCCCAUUUUCCAAUUCAAAAUUGGCACGCCUAAAUUUAUGAAAACUAAAUUGGUAGUCCGAAAUGUAAUGAAAUCAUAAUAGGUAGUCUCAACUCUAUCAAACCUAAAUUUGGCAGUCCCGAAUUUUUUUCAACUCAAAAUUGACCAUCCAUUUCGCAAUUUUUUUUUUGGACUUUUAUUUUUUUUUUUCCAAUAUCACUAAAAAGAACUCUUUCGAGCUAAUAACUGAAUUAGCUCAGCUUUGUAUAUAACUUUGUUUUCAGGUAUCAAUUUGAGCAAAUUCUAUCACAAGCGCUGGCGUCAGGUCAAGUACAACUUCAGCAAACGUCUCAAACGAAUGAGACAUUAACUAUUCAUAAUUAUUGUACUUAUUUAUAAAUUCUGUUUUGGUUGUGAUAAUUUAUUCAUCAAUUUUCAUUCAGUCUCGAAAAGACAAAAAACUCUCAUAUUUUUUGUAGAACCCAAUUUUACGUGUACAUAAAUGUAAAGCAACCCAGCCGGAAACGUGUCCUCAGAAAUACCACACAGGAAUUCACAACUUUAUGGAAUCUCGCAUGAAAACCAAGCUUUUCCUCUUUUUUUUCCAAUAGUCUUGGAAAGUUUUUCUUAAAGUUUUCAUUUUUACUUUAGCUUUUCUAAAUUUUCUAAGUUUUCUGUAACCCUUCUCUCUUACCGUGUGAUUUUGAUUAUUUUCUCAAUGACACGAAUGUUUACUUAUUUAUUUAUUUUUUCUAAAUAAAAUAACCAUUGGUUUUUCUCAAUCUUUUUGUCUAGUGAGGAUUGGCCUUGCAAUUCAUUGUUUUUCAAAGAAAAUUUCCAGCUCAGUUCAAGAAAAAAGUGUGAAGGACGAGUAUGAUAGCAUCGAGAAAGGCAACACGGCGGCGUAAAACAAAAAUGGUCCAAGGUAUGGUAAUUAAUUAGCUUUUAGGAGAUAAAAAUCUACUUUGCCUCCAUGGGUAUAUGCAAAGACUCAUUAAUUACCGAGAACUGUCGCCGUUGUUCUUUUUUCAUUUUUUUAGUCGAGGUUUUGAAGUAGCUUCUGUUGAUUUUGAAAGAUAUUAUCACUUUUAAGAUUUUUCAUGGAAAAUUUAUCGUCUAGAUGAACUCUUUUUCUCGGAAAUUUGAUUCGCUCUAUAUUUAGAAAGCGAAAAAAAAAUUUCAACAAACAUAGCCGAUAUUUUUCUUCUUGGCGCAUUCUUAUCUAGGAUUCACUUUUUCGUCAUUCAUUUUUAUUGCUUUCUCUCAGGCUCACAACACUUUAAUGGUUUGGCUCGAGUCAUUCUUCUGAGCAUCAGUGAACGGUCAGUGAUAAGCAAAAUGAUAGCAUAUUCGAUUCACAGCCGUCGUGACAUUCCAAGUACCGGUGAAUUUCUUGAAAAAAAAGGGUCUGGCAACAUUUUGAGAGCUCAUAAGUAAUCUGAAAAAUUUGAUGAUAGAUGGUAGGCUCCUUCUCAGGCUUUGUGAGGUAUUUUAAUUGAAAGUAUAGUCGAGAUCGGCUUUUUAUACUCAGUUCGUUGGCACUUGUUCACGAGAGUUGUAGGUGAUUGCGGAGCCUGCCUUUUUUACAAAAUAUUACGUUAGCCGAGGUCCUAACAGUUUCAUAGAGAGGUUUCACAUGAUAUUGAAAACGUUUAAUCUUGAGUAAAAAAAAACAAUGAGCAUUUUUAGUUAUUUUAGGCUUUCAAGGUAAGAAAAAUUUUAAACAGUGUGUCUCUCGAAUGUGUCGAAGAAAAAUUGCGGCGAAAAGUCAACCUGAACUGUCGUCAAAUAAAAAGAUUUAGCUGAACCCAGUAGUUUGGCCGGGUGCGAAGAAUUGUGUUUGUAUUGGAUCGGCAGAUUCUUUCUCGCUCUUUUUUCUGACUCAAAAUUUUCCUCUUGAGACCAACGACGUCAUUAGACUUGCUGCGUUUCAGUGGGCGGUCCCUUCUGUCUUUGAUCUCCAUUUUCUUUUUCUUUUUUAGUUCGCGCCCGUAUUUUAACGCUAUGCUCUAUCAUAAAGUUCUUUAUUUUAUGUUUCUUCGCAUUUUUUAUGUUUCUCAGUUUUUAGCCAACCUUAAAAUUUCAUAAAGAUAAAAUUUUUUGCCCCAAUAAUGUUCGGUUCAUUUUCUAUCUUCCAAAGUUUGGAUAUACGAUAAAUUUAGUUCGAAUUUUUUUCAGUCGUCAAGACAAUAAACUCGCAAACGUUGUUGAAUUUGGCUAUUUUUCCGUAAAAAAAUGUUUUUUAUUGCGUGUGUUGUAUUCGGAAUUAAAUUCAUGUGUGGAACUAACUUUUUAAUUUAAAGUCCAUUUUUUUCUUAAAUUUCUUACACGCUUUUAUAAUCGUUUUUUUCCAUUCAAAUUUGAACAAAUUAAUAGAAAGAACGUAUAAAAAUUAUGCAAAAUUCAGCUCCAGUUUGGUUCUUCUAAAAGGAACAAGGGUGGCCAUUUUGUGGGUCCAUGAAACUCCAAGACACGUUACCUGUGUGUUAUCUUCAUUAACAAAAGAAAACUUUUAUCGUCGCCCAAUUUACGGCCAUUCUUCUGGUUUUUUAUUGGCAAAAUGAUGAUUUUCUCUUCACGAUAAAAAGAUUGAAAGUCGUGAUAAAGCUGAAAAAAAUGGUGGCGCUACUUUGGCAAAACGUUUGAUGACUAAAGUCGAUACUUUUUUUUAUUUUUCUUGAGCUGCUAUUAAAUUUUUUGCAAUUAAAAAAAAUGGACUGGUUUCAAUUGAUAAGGAACGCUUUUUUUUGCCCUCUAUCUUUUAAUAAUUUCGAGAGUUUCUAAAACUUCUUUUGACUUAUGGAAACAAGGAUUUUGAUGUUCAUUUUUGAACAAAUUGUUCAAAAACUCAUUUUUUCAGAAUUGAGAAUUUUUUAUAAUUUCAGUUUAAUUUAGCGCAUUUAUAUAAGAAAUUUCUGCAGGGCGGAACGAAAAUGAUGUCUAAAAAUACUUUCAUUUUUUUUGCGGCCUCCUUAGAGAUUUGAUUGAGUACUGUUAUUUUUGUCACCUACCCGACUGGAACUGUUUUCUUAUCGUCAAAUCAAAAGAAAAAUGUCGUCCUUGGUUUUGUACCAUCGUUAAAACUAGUUAUUCGUUGGACUUUUGGUCUCUGCCAAUGGUUUAUACAACAAAAAACAGACAAGGGCUUAUCAACGUCAAUUUUUUUCUUCGGCUGAAAGUAUCAAAAGCUUAAAGGAGAUUUUUUAUACUUGUUGUUCUAUGAAAUUCAAAAAAUUUUUGGGUUGAUUUGAAAAAAUUAGUUCCCUAUGUUAAGCGUAUUUUAAUGCGCAACUUUUUUUAAAAAUGAUAUUUAUCGCUGAUUUCGAAGCUCUACUAUAAAUCAUAAUUUUUUCCAGCUUCGGGUUUAAUGGGCUGACUUUCUUCCUAGACUGAUCGGAACUUCAUGGAGUUUACUUUCCACUUAUCAUUUUUUUUUUUCGGCACUCGCAGAAGCACCGAAACGGAUAUAUGUCGUAUAUAGUUGAAAGUCCAUAACUUUCACGUAGAAAUAAGACAAAUUCCAAAUUACAAAACUCAUUUUUAAAAUUUUUUCUUUAAAAAUUUAUUGCGACAAGCUCCUCUCUAUUUUAAAGUUGUAAAAGUUCAGAGUUCACUUUCUAUCUUUCUUUUUUAUUUUAUCUCACCAAGUCCUUAAAGGUGACUUGAUUGAUUUCCUCCGCUCCGACCCGACCACGUGCACACGCUCUUUUUGGAUGUUUUUGCCCUCCUCCCACUCUUUUCCCAGGCUUUUUCUUUUCACUCCAUUUUCCUCGCACGCGUGUUUCUUUUUUCUUUUUCUUUUCUUGUUUUCCUGCGGCAGAAUAUCUGUUUAGUUCUUUUUGGACUUUUUUUGAGCUUUUUAAAAUAAAAACUCUUACAGGUUUUAGAUGCCAGGCGCUUAAAAAGAAAAUCACAGGCUUUAUUUUUUUGAAUCAUACAUAUUUUUCAAGAUAAUUUUUUUAGGUCGAAACGUUUUAUAUCGUAAAAAUCAACUGUAGAAAUCAUGUAGGUCAGGAAUUUUUUUGGCAAGAAUUAGUUAGGAUCGAAGAGCAAUUUUCGAUUUUCUGGGAAUUUUCGUAAUUUCAAAAAAAAAAAGAGAAAGUUUUCAGGCUUCAUUUUUGAGUUGAAGAGAACAAAAUCUUGGAUUUUUGAGAAAUAUUUGUUAAUACAGCAAUGAUUUUUUUAUCCGGCUUCUGGGAAAUAUUUUUGAUGUUCAAGUUAAAGUUCAUAAGAUCAAAAAAACUUUCGGAGUACAGCUUCAAAUUAUAAAAUUGAGUCAUACGCUUUCUUUUUGAUGGAAAACCUCGUGAUUCCGAUACAAAUAAGAUAAUUGCGAUGCACUCUUCCUUCGAUUUAUAGUAUCUCCUUCUCUUAUUUUCCAGGGGAAAAUGAACGGAUCCUUGCCCAACGGUAAUGUUAACGGCGUCGUCCACAACCACGACGAACUUCGACCCACCAACAAGUAUUUGGAAAGCGCCGAAGAGGACUUCCUAUAUCACUUCGGCUUUGGUGUUAAAACCAUUGAUAUUCCCGCACUUUUCGGCGACACCAAGGUUUUUCCAUUUUCUUUGUGAAGGCUCAUAGUGGAGGUUUAUCGUCGGAAUGUUUUUAUGGACCUACUUGCUGGGAAAUUCGAAAAAUAUUGUUGGAAAUUUUUUAUUCUGAAUGAACCAGCUAAUGAAUGAAUUUGCGCGUCGUUAUCGUUCUUUCAUUCUUAAUCAAUUAGUUUUAAGUAUGUAGGACAUAAAGAGUUAUAGCCUCACGAAAAAAGGCGAAAUUUAAGUUAAUUGUGGAGUUUAUAAAUUGCUUUCAAAUAAAAAAUGAUUUUCUUCACAGUCUACUUUCUCGAUCAAUCGUACUCAUUGUCAAAUUGGGAUUGAAUACAAAAAAGUUUUCGAUCAUCGAGAAUGUCUGAAAACGCGCAAGCCAGGUUGGAUUAAUAAGACCUAAACUUCCGAAAUCUUGAAACAAACCCAAGGAGAACAGAAAAAUGAUUUCACGGAAUUAAAAAAAAUAUAUUUUUAAUACGUUAAUUUGAUGACUUUCAGUUUGUUUGCACCGGUGGAUCUCCUGGCCGGUUCAAGCUCUACGCCGAAUGGUUUUCUAAGGAGUCAGGGCUUCCUUGCAGUGAGAACCUGUCGAAAAGCGACCGAUUCGUGAUCUACAAGACUGGCCAAGUGUGCUGGAUCAAUGUAGGUGAACGAGUUUCAGCUUCUGAAUUUUUAAGAAAAAUGUGUAAAAGGUAGUUUUUUUCAGCACGGAAUGGGAACGCCUUCCUUGAGCAUCAUGCUGGUUGAAACCCUCAAAUUGAUGCAUCACGCCAAAGCCAAAGACGUCAAGUGAGAUUUUUGGAAUGGCCUUGAGAAAUUCCACUUUCAAGCCCUUUGAUGUACUAAUUUUCGACCUUCUUCAGGUUCAUCCGCUUGGGAACUUCUGGCGGCGUCGGCGUUGAGCCAGGAACCGUCGUCGUCUCCACUGGCGCCGUCAACGCCGAGCUCACCGACAAGUACAUCCAAGUCAUCGCCGGCAAACGGAUCGAAAGGGACACCUACCUCGACGAGACGCUGCGCCUCAAGUUGCUCGGAAUCGGCAAGGAGAUGAACAUCCCCGUCGAGCAGGGCAAAACUCUUUGUGCUGAUGAUUUCUAUGAAGGUGAGGGAUGUGAGGGUGUAGAGUUAGACCGAAUGUCUCUUUUUUUUAAAUGCUUUUCUAAAAAGACUAUUCACUUUAAGUUUUAGUUGCAGUUUGUUUAAGUUUUUUUUGGGGUUUUUUUGCUCUAUGACGCGAGAGUUUCGUGUUGUUUUUAUAUGUUUCUUUGAAGACUGCCGUUAUGUCCUUGUCAAAAAACUUUUGUUCCAUGCGAUCCUCAGCGUCUCGUGACACUUUUUCCCACUUGCGCAAGUCGUUUUGUAGUCGGACGGACUUAAAGGGUUAUAAACGCUUUGUAGCCUUGACGUAAGCUAUCUCACAGUUUUGAAAGUGGUGGAGAAUUUUCUUUCUUAAAUUCUGGUAGAACUAUAUUUAUAGCUCUGGAUCUCAUGACAGCCUAUGAAUGAUGUGGUCAAGUGUAAAUCGGUGAAAUACUUGACACCCCCUUCAGAAGGCUCUUGAUUUCUGAAUUUUGCGAAAACUAGUGAUUUUCCUAUAAGCUUGGAAAUCAGCUAUUUUUCUAUUCAGGCCAAAUGCGGCUGGACGGAUUUUUCUGUGACUACAAGCCCGAGGAGAAAUUCGCCUUUUUGAACCAGCUCUAUACCUUGGGAGUCCGGAACAUCGAAAUGGAGAGCACCUGCUUCGCUUCGAUGACGUAUCGCGCUGGUGUUCAGGGUAUAUUAGUCACGAAAAAAGUUUUCUUCAUGAUUGUCAGGGAAAAAAUGAAACUUUUAACGCGGAGUUUUGUUUUAUUGAAAGCCCAAGAAUUGAUUUUUCGAUUGAAACAAAAUUUGACAAAUUCAAAAAUUUCUGAAUCCAUGAACGGUGAACGCUUUUAUGAACUCUUGGGCUUCUCAUAAUUCAGUAAUUCAGUAAAACUUUCAGCCGCGAUCGUCUGUGUGACGCUGCUGAAUCGGAUGAACGGCGACCAAGUGAAAAUCGAGAAGGAGCAGUACAUUGAGUACGAGCAACGCCCAUUCCGACUUGUUACCGCCCUAAUCCGCCGCGAGCUCGGCAUCUGA